Camellia sinensis is the source of this 3706-nucleotide messenger RNA. RefSeq names its product disease resistance protein RPV1. Gene Ontology annotation, biological process: defense response; signal transduction. Lineage: Eukaryota; Viridiplantae; Streptophyta; Magnoliopsida; Ericales; Theaceae. The record is from RefSeq and is a predicted model, not a curated record. Gene Ontology annotation, molecular function: ADP binding.
CUCCUAUUGCGACGCGUGAAGCCCCCUUUCUACGAAGCUCUAACUGUUGUCCCUGUAUUUCCUCCCCUGUUUCUCUGUAAACCCAUGUUGAUUCUGUGCUCGUACUUCUCUGGCUUUGAUAAAGCUUUACACUCAAACUCAAAAGACUCCAAUUUGGGAAUUCAUAAUUCAUCUCCAUUAAUCUCCCAAACCUGUCUUCAAUGGCUUCCGAACCCUCCUCUUCAAUCUCCCGAUACGCUUUCCACGUUUUCAUCAGUUUCAGAGGCGAAGACACUCGCAAGAACUUCACCGAUCACCUCUACACUGCCUUAGUCGGCGCUGGUUUGCGCACUUUUCGAGACGAUGAUGAGAUCGAAAGAGGCGAAAACAUCAAAUCAGAGCUCGAGAGAGCGAUCAAACAGUCGAGGAGUUCGGUCAUUGUGUUGUCCAAAGACUACGCUUCUUCCGGCUGGUGCCUCGAUGAGCUUGUGAUGAUUGUUGAACAAAGGAGGACCGUUGGGCACGUGAUUUUACCGGUUUUUUAUGAUGUUGAUCCGUCGAAUGUUCGGAAGCAAACUGGGACUCUUGCUGAAGCAUUUGAGAGGCAUGAGGCAAAAUUCAGGGUGGAAAUUGAUGAAAGAAAGAGGAAACAAGGGAUGGAGAAGAUGGGAUUGUGGAGGAAAGCACUUGGAGAAGUUGCUGAUUUGGGAGGUAUGGUCUUGCAAAAUCAAGCUGACAGGCAUGAGUCAAAGUUUAUCCAAAUAAUUGUUCAGGAGGUUGUGAGUAAAUUGGAUUUCACGGUCUUAAGUGUUACCCCCUAUCAAACUGGAAUAGAUUCUCGUGUAAAAGACAUUAAUCUGUGGUUCCAAGGUGGAUUGAACAAUGUCAGCAUAAUGGUGAUCUGUGGGAUGGGUGGAAUAGGGAAGACAACCAUUGCAAAAAUUGUUUAUAACCAAAACUUCGACAAAUUUGAAGGUAGCAGUUUUCUUGCGCAUAUUAGAGAAACCGCAAAACAACCUAAUGGUUUGGUUCGUCUGCAAAGACAACUUGUUUCAGAUAUUCUGAAGUGGAAUAAGGAAAGAAUAUACUGUGUUGCUGAGGGAAUCAAUAAGAUUAAAGAUGCUAUGUGCUGUAAAAGAGUUCUAGUUGUUCUUGAUGAUGUUGAUGAUUUGGACCAAGUAAAUGCAUUAUUGGGGAUGCGAGAUUGGCUUCAUCCAGGAAGUAAGAUUAUGAUAACUACUAGACAUGUGCAAUUGCUAAAGGCUGAUGAAGUGUACAAGUCGUAUGUGGUUAAGGAAUUGAAUGAUGAUGAAGCACUUUGUCUCUUCAGCCGGCAUGCCUUUGGACAAGACAAACCUAUUGAAGCUUACAUGGAGCACUCAAAAAGGGUAAUCCACCAUUGUGGUGGCCUUCCACUAGCUCUGGAAGCCUUGGGCUCUUCUCUGUCUGGCGAAACUAUUGAUGUAUGGGAAAGUGCAUUAGCAAAAUUAAGAACACAUUUUCCCGAGAAAAUUCAUAAUGUGCUUAAAAUAAGUUAUGAUUCUUUAGAUGAUCAUGAGAAAAAUUUAUUCCUUGAUAUUGCUUGUUUCUUUGUUGGAAAGGACAAAGAUUACACAGUUAAAAUACUAGAGGAAUGUGAUUUCUCCAUAACAAUUGGUAUUCAAAAUCUCACUCGUAGAGGUCUCAUAGAAGUUAAUAAAGAUGACAACAAGCUGAUAAUGCACCAAGUGCUUAGAGACAUGGGUAGGGAAAUUGUUCGCCGGGAAUCACAGAAGGAACCUGGAAAGCGCAGCAGAGUGUGGUGUCAUAAGGAUGCCUUCAAUGUGUUGAGGGAUAAAACUGGAAUAGCAACAAUUGAAGGCCUUAGUCUCAACUUAGAAGAUAUUCCAGCCAAGAGUGCAAGCGGUGCACAAUCCCAAAAUGAAGAUUUUCUUGCAGAACAUACAAUGUUUAAUGAAGGCAAUUCAUUGAAGCGGCGUCGCCGAGGCUUAUUCUCUUUUCUCCGUGUUAUUCCUGCCUUCACAGAAUCAUUUUCAGAAUUAGAUGAAGAUGAUUUGAAAACUGAUGCAUUUUCACAGAUGCACAAUUUAAGACUACUUCAGCUUAAUAAUGUAAGACUCAGUGGCGGAUACCAAAAAUUUCCUAAGAAGUUAAGAUGGUUGUGUUGGCAUGGAUUCCCUUUAAAAUCUAUACCAAAUGAUUUUACUUUGGAUAGCCUGGUUGUCCUUGAGAUGCAAAAUAGUCGCUUGGAACAACUCUGGAAGAGAACUAAGUCGCUCAGAUCAUUGAAAAUCCUUGAUCUCAGUUAUUCCUAUAGCCUUACCAAUUCCCCUGACUUCUCACAGCUCCCUAAUCUUGAGAGACUGAUCCUUAAAUAUUGCAUAAAUUUGGUUGGGAUUCAUGAAUCAAUUGGGGAAUUAGGGACCCUUGUUUUGUUGAAUCUUGAAGGCUGCAAAAAUCUAAGGAAGCUUCCAAAGAAAGUUUUUUUGGUCAAAUCCCUUGAACUCAUUCUUAGUGGAUGCUCAAUGCUGGAUGGGCGGUCUCCUGACCUGGGCAAGAUGGAAUCUUUGAAAGUGCUUCGUGCAGAUGGAACAAAUUGAUUACUCACUCGAUCAUUGGAUAGUUUAAACUGUGGUAUGAACUUUAUUGGCCUUCUUCAUCAUACUGGUUAGGAAGCAUGCAUCAUGUGAACUGCAAAUAAUGUUGUCAUGCUAUCUCAGGGGCUCUUGGUAUUCUAUCCUUGUUGCAAGAUUUGAAUCUAAAGGGUUGAGUUGGAAUCCAUGCCUAACAUGGUCUAUAUAUGGAAGUGAAACAUUAUUGCAGCCAAGUGGUUGAGGCUAUUUUUCAACUUAAUUGCAGACAUGCACUGAAAUUAUCAAAAUUUCUCUUUGGCUGAGUUGGAAUCCACAGCAAUAGUUGCAUCGGAACUGUUCAGUGAAGUAACAUGUACAAAAAGAAAGCUCCAGUCAUGUGAACUGAAGAUGUGAACAUCUGGCCUUUUGAAGUGUAUGAGUGGUACUGAUGUAGUUGGGAAGAGCAAAGGACUGCAGUGGAUGCAUAUGCCAACAUUCAUAGGAAAGAUUUUGAAUCAGUCAAUGGAAGAUGAUGAUGAAGUGGAUGUCUCAAUGGAUGCAGGAGAAGCUUUUCGGGUAAAGGAACUUGGAAUUCGUGUUCUUAUGUGAGCCUAAAAAGCAAUGGCAGCCAACACCACAUCAAUGAUCAUUGUCACCAGAAUGUCAUUGAUUUAUCAGCAUAUCGGAUGAGGACAGGGGACUACUUCCUAUGCAAUCACGAUUGAUUUCAUAGGGCUAGACUCUAUUACAGGAUUUUAGGUAUAAUGAAAAGUUUAGUUAGUUUUCUUCCUUCAAAAUGUAUGCUAGGCUUUUACACUUGCUGCAGAACUAUGGGUGUAAUGGAAGUGUCAGACAUUAGUGUAAGAGGAAGGUUUUUGAUUGGUGAUUUUCAGAUACCUGUCUACUAUGGUGAGCAAACAAGAAAAUUCUUUUUCAUUUUUGAGGACAUUUUGACCCGCGCAUAGAUCCUUUUUCAACUCCUUUGAAGAAUGGGUAUGUACUCCCAGCCAUAUUGGGGCAUAUUAUGAUCAUGUUUUGAGAGUGAAGACCAGAAGUUUCAAUGUUUGAUUCAUUUAUAUUUAUUUAUUUGUAUUUAUUUGGUUGUUAUAUUCCAUCUACUAGUUAUUUAUUUGUUUGCUUAUUUGGUAUGAACA